AUGUCCAAAGUCUUCAUCGUCAGCGGCGCCAGCAAGGGCAUCGGCGCCGCCGUCACGCGCCACCUCCUUGCGCAAAAGCACAAGGUGGUCCUGACGGCGCGCUCGCGGGACCUGCUCGAGAGCGUCAAGGCGGCGCACCCGGGCCAGGUGGAAUACGUGGCGGGCGACAUGGCGGAUCCUACGAUUGCUACCAAGCUGGCCGAGGUGGCCGUUGACAAAUUUGGCCGCAUCGACGGCCUGGUGAUUAACCAUAGCGUGCUAGAGAACAAGACGAUGGCGGAGAUGAGCGUGGAUAGUCUCAGAAACAUGUACGAGGUCAAUGUCGUCAGCUGCUUCGCCAUGGCCAAGGCGGGACUGCCUGAACUACGCAAGAGCAAGGGAUGCGUCGUCUGGGUGUCCUCGGGCGCCGGCGUCAAGACGUAUCAGGCCUGGGGCGGCUACGGAUCGUCCAAGGCAGCCAUCAACUCCCUGUCUGGCCAUCUCGCCAUCGAGGAAAAGGACAUUACGAGCAUUGCCAUACAACCCGGCCGUGUCGACACCGACAUGCAGCAGCUCAUCAGGGACACGGGCUCCGGCACCAUGGACAAGGCCGUCUACGACAAUUUCGUGCAGGCCAAGGAGACUGGAAUACUGCUGAAGCCAGAGCAGCCUGGCAACGUCAUUGCGCGCUUUGUGGCCUCGCCGUCCAAGGAGCUCAGCGGCAAGUUUACAGCUUGGAACUCACCUGAGUUGGCUGCCUACCAAGAGUAG
Akanthomyces muscarius is the source of this 750-nucleotide messenger RNA. RefSeq lists its product as uncharacterized. The transcript is spliced from 4 exons. Gene Ontology annotation, molecular function: oxidoreductase activity, acting on NAD(P)H, oxygen as acceptor. NCBI's taxonomy places the organism in Eukaryota, Fungi, Ascomycota, Sordariomycetes, Hypocreales, Cordycipitaceae. Bases 1 to 750 code for a protein of 249 amino acids. The record is from RefSeq and is a predicted model, not a curated record. Gene Ontology annotation, cellular component: intracellular anatomical structure.